UUCUUUGCUUUCCGCUUCCAUAGCUUCACAUAGUUCACAAACUUACACUGAUGGAUUUGAUAUCCCUUUCGCAUAUGUACAUAUCUCCUGAGAAGCGAAGAGAUAAUUGGAUAACUCGGUUAGACGGACCACUGACAUUGAUAAAAAGCUAGAGAUAUAAAGGUAUCAAGGAAAAUCAUUAGGAUAAUAAUAUCACCAAAAAGCCGAAUUAUCGCUUUUUAUGUGAUUCACAAGAUAAAAUCACUAUGAGUACUGGAUUUCAUCAAAGUCAAAGCCAAGGAGAGAGUUGAAGCUGCGGCUUUGUUUUCAUCUAAGGAAGCUGAAGAGGAGGUUGAGGAGAUUCAAAAAGGGUCAGAUGCUACCGAAGAACCACAGACUUUAAAAGUGGUGGCCCUAACAGAAGAGCUAAGUUUAGCAAUCAAUGUUCGACUAUCUAUGUAAUGUUGGAUUAAGCUUGAAAAAAAAAAGAAACAUGAGAAAUAAGUUGGAUUAAGCUUGGAAAAAAAAGGAAACAUGAGAAAUAAGUUAACUCCUAAUCCUACCUGAGUUAUGGUUUAAAGGAUUAGGAAAAUAUCAAAUAUGAGUUUAGGUAAUUUGAGUUAUAUAUAAGGAGAUGUAUGUGUGUUGCAUAACUUAGUGAGUUUCGUGACUGUGUGAGAGCUUAAAGUUUUUGAGUGAGUUUUUCUUAAGAGAUUGAUAAGAGAGUUAUUUUUAUUAUUGGGUUUUAUACAAUUCGAGAUUAUAUAUACCUUCAUCUGGUGUUAUUGACGGUUCUGAUCCCAUGGAGGUUGAUGAUGAUUACUCUGUGGAAAACGAUCCGAUAUAUCACCCCGAGCUGAUGAUGAUCGAUUCACAAGGAGACUCUUCCGUGAGUGAUCGUCCAUUUGAUGGCUUUGGUGAUUUACCCAUGUCUGACACAAAGUUGAUGCACUUUAACUAUGAGUACCAUGUUCCUGGUUAUCGAAAUCGUACCUUGGUCUAUCGUUAUGCCGAGUUGGGGAUUCAUCGUUACAAUCUGUUGAAGGGUACUGACUGGAUACUCUUUAACUUAAAAAGUUUCAACAAAGGAACAAAUCCUUGUGCUGCCCCCUACUUUCUUACCAUGGAAGCAUUUGAUCCAGUUUCUUGGCAGUUACAACCAUUCCAGGCUCUAGUCUGUGAAAAAGCUCUUGGUGUUUUAGAUAUCUCGGUCGACAUAGCUAGACCUCGAGAUUUAGAAGAGCCGCCUCCACUUUGCGAACAAGGCUGCGAACUUAGUUUACCUUUGCCUCUCUGGCCCUCCUCAGAGAUGAUAACUGAUACUCAGCAUUUUUACAUGUUGGAGGAACAUGAGCUCCGAAACACUCCUUGGGUUCGUUUGUAUCUGGAUCUUGUACAUUGUACCUCGAGUAGGGGUAUGUCUGAGAGUCAGCUCUCGGAUUUCCAUAUUCUCCAAGUGACUAUUGGAAGUCUCGAUGAUGCAGAGCCACCGAGAAUCAACUCCACAAACGCUGUCGUUUACAUUGUCUACAGAGACUUGGUCAAGUUUCGGGGUGGUAAGCCUUCUGAGCUUAGAGCAAUCAUUAGACGUGUGUACGACGAGUCUACGAGGUCAUUGAGUAUCCAGGGUAAGAACUGGAACCCUUCUGAGAAGAAAGAAAAGAAGAGAGAGAAGAAGAAAAAUAAGAGAUUUGCACCUCUCAAGAAACGUUUAGGUGUUUGGGGAGCCUGGCGUUUGAGGCUCGAUGUCUACAGGAAACGAACGCGCACUCGUUGAUCAGAGUGAUUUAUCCGAAUACUACUACUAUGUUAUUAUGUGUUUUUUGUGUGUUAAGUGGAUUAGUCUUUGCAUGUUGUUUAGUUCAGCAUUUAUACUUUUUUUUUCUUACAAAAAAU
Raphanus sativus (radish) is the source of this 1875-nucleotide messenger RNA. Its product is annotated as UPF0725 protein EMB2204-like. Bases 782 to 1756 code for a protein of 324 amino acids. The record is from RefSeq and is a predicted model, not a curated record. NCBI's taxonomy places the organism in Eukaryota, Viridiplantae, Streptophyta, Magnoliopsida, Brassicales, Brassicaceae. The transcript has 8 exons.